Capronia coronata CBS 617.96 is the source of this 1146-nucleotide messenger RNA. RefSeq lists its product as uncharacterized. The record is from RefSeq and is a predicted model, not a curated record. The transcript is spliced from 4 exons. Gene Ontology annotation, molecular function: GTPase activity; molecular adaptor activity; GTP binding. Lineage: Eukaryota; Fungi; Ascomycota; Eurotiomycetes; Chaetothyriales; Herpotrichiellaceae. Gene Ontology annotation, cellular component: cytosol; septin complex; microtubule cytoskeleton. The coding region runs from base 1 to 1146 and encodes 381 amino acids. Gene Ontology annotation, biological process: cytoskeleton-dependent cytokinesis.
AUGCGCUUGGCGGACGUGAAGAUCCGGAGAAAGAAGAAUGUCAAGAAGGGGAUUCAGUUCUGCCUCAUGGUUUGCGGUGCAAGCGGAACUGGUCGGACCACUUUCGUCAACACUCUCUGCGGUAAAAGAGUCCUCCAGCCCAAAGACGCCGACGACGCAGCCAAUGCCCAUCUCGAGGAGGGAGUUCGAAUCAAGCCCGUGACGGUUGAGCUCGAGUUGGAUGAGGAAGGCACACGUGUUUCGUUGACCAUCGUGGACACACCCGGCUUCGGCGACCAGAUCGACAAUGAAGCAUCCUUCGGUGAAAUCGUUGGCUACCUCGAGAGACAGUACGAUGACAUCCUCGCCGAAGAAUCCCGCAUCAAGCGAAACCCUCGAUUCCGCGACAACCGUGUGCAUGCAUUGCUCUAUUUCAUCACCCCAACCGGACAUGGCCUGCGUGAACUCGACAUUGAAUUGAUGAGACGCCUCUCCCCGCGUGUCAAUGUCAUUCCAGUCAUCGGCAAGGCUGAUUCCCUCACCCCUGCUGAACUGGCCGAGUCCAAGAAAUUGGUUAUGGAGGACAUUGAGCAUUACAGAAUCCCAGUCUACAAUUUCCCCUACGACAUCGAGGAGGACGAUGAGGAUACUGUCGAGGAAAAUGCCGAGCUACGUGGCCUGAUGCCGUUUGCCAUUGUCGGUUCUGAAGACGUGCUUGAGAUUGAUGGACGACGUGUUCGAGCACGACAAUACCCAUGGGGUAUUGUUGAAGUGGACAACCCUCGUCAUUCCGAUUUCCUGGCCAUUCGCAGCGCCCUGUUGCACUCGCACCUUGCGGAUCUCAAGGAAAUCACACACGACUUCUUGUAUGAGAACUACCGUACGGAGAAGUUGAGCAAGAGUGUGGAUGGAGGCAUCUCGGGCCAAGACUCGUCUAUCAAUCCCGAAGACCUAGCCACCCAGUCGGUGCGUCUGAAGGAGGAACAACUCCGACGUGAAGAGGAGAAGCUGCGGGAGAUCGAAGUCAAGGUUCAGCGAGAAAUCAAUGAGAAGCGACAGGAGCUGUUGGCACGAGAGAGCCAGCUUCGCGAGAUCGAGGCCCGAAUGCAGCGUGAACAAAGCCAGGGCGUGGAAGACUUGAACGGCCAUGGCCACCAAGAUGCAUAA